This is a messenger RNA of Cucurbitaria berberidis CBS 394.84, 810 nucleotides long. RefSeq lists its product as uncharacterized. Bases 1 to 810 code for a protein of 269 amino acids. The record is from RefSeq and is a predicted model, not a curated record. Lineage: Eukaryota; Fungi; Ascomycota; Dothideomycetes; Pleosporales; Cucurbitariaceae. The transcript is spliced from 2 exons. Gene Ontology annotation, molecular function: protein binding.
AUGUUCUCGUCAAACCGAACACGAUAUCAAGAGGGUAGUUUCUCCAAACAUCGAGCAAGCAAGUCCAAGGCGCACAAGAAGAAUCCCUCGUUCAGGGACUCACCCAGGAAAGUCGAGAAAUUGGCACAGCAGGCUCAGGUAUCCUCGCCACAGUCUAAUCAAACAUCGCCAACACUGGGAAGUGCUAUCAUCACGUUAUGUGUUGGUCCUGAGCAACGGCUCUUUGCAGCCCACGAAGAUGUUCUAUCCCACUCUCCCUGGUUCCAUGCUGCGUGUAGUGGCCAGUUCUUCCAGACCGCCAACAAGCGAAUCGACCUUCCCGAUGAAGAACCCGAAGUCUUCUCGUCGAUCCUCGAGUAUCUCUACAAGGGUGACUACUAUCCCCGUAUGGAGUACGACAAGAAGCGCAAUAGCUGGAACCUCGAAGAUGGCGGUAAUGGCAACGGCGCUAGUGAAGCCGUUGUCCAUUCCGCUGCUGGGCCGAUCUUAAAGGACACAAUCAUCUACUGUCAGGCUGAGAAGUAUGGACUGCAGGAGCUAAAGAAGCUUGCAUUGAAGAAACAAGGCCUCCAGUCUGGCGUUCAGUGCUCGACGAUCCUGACGUCUGCCCGCUUCGCCUAUGCCAACACACCCGAUAACGACUCCAAGCUUCGUGCACAUUACCUUGCGCUCAUCAUUCGAGCUCGACAUACUUUCAAACGUAGUGGCACAAUGCAGAAUGAGAUGGAGAACGGCGGCAAGCUGUUCUUUGACUUGUUUGUCGCCAUGGUCAAUCAUAUGGACGACCUGUCCCAGAAGUCGCCACGCUAG